Cotesia congregata is the source of this 243-nucleotide messenger RNA. Lineage: Eukaryota; Metazoa; Arthropoda; Insecta; Hymenoptera; Braconidae. The record is from the annotation of a GenBank genome assembly.
AUGUUACAUACAAUCGUGAUUUUUUGUGUUACUUUAUUUGCUUACGCUGAAGAAAUUAGUCCUGGUCGUUGUCCACAUGUAAUGUUAGAUACUCAGUUAAAUUUAUCGAAGUAUCAAGGACAGUGGCAUGAAUAUAAAAGAAGCACUAAUAUUUGGAGUAAUACGGAGAAAUGUACAUCAAUGACAUACAAAAAAAUUGGAAACCGAUGGACGGUUAUAUUCGCAGGAAUUUCAUCAGUGUAA